Molecule: messenger RNA, 836 nt
Organism: Teleopsis dalmanni
Lineage: Eukaryota; Metazoa; Arthropoda; Insecta; Diptera; Diopsidae
Product: nucleolar protein 16
Exons: 3
Coding region: 142-738 (198 amino acids)
Biological process (GO): ribosomal large subunit biogenesis
Cellular component (GO): nucleolus
Source: RefSeq, a predicted model, not a curated record
AUAUAUUAUUGUAUACGUUUUGUUCACGUCAAGAAGAAGCAUGGAGAGAAAAACAUUUGUAGCACGUGUAAGUGGCAACAGAUUGUUAGUUGUAAGUUAGUGGGAUUUAUAAGAUUUUAUUUAAUAAAAUACAAAGCAGUCAUGAAAAUUAAAAAAAAUCAUGCAAGGAAACAUUAUCGUUACAAUGUUAAUAGAAAAACGCUGAAAAAAACCCGCACAUCAACAGGAAAAAUAAAAGAUCCUUGGCUAAAAAAGUUGUGGGAGGAUCGAAAAAAUCCUAAUAAAAAUUUUCGUGAAAUGGGUUUAUCAUCAGAUCCAAAUAAAACAGUGCCGAUACCCAGUUUUAAAAAUGACCGACUUAAAAUUGUCAAAAUAGUUAAUGGUUUUAUGGAAGAAGAAAUUGAGGAAGAAGAAAAACCAAAAAUGAAACCAAGAAGAGGGCAUGUUGCAGAAAAAUUAGAAGAAAUAGCCAAAGAUCGAGGAGAAUCUUUGCUAAGAUUACCAAAAGGUGUUGUAAGCCAACUCAGUUAUUUCCUCGAUAAAUAUCAAUUUAACUAUAAAGCUAUGGUUACUGAUAAACGGAAUUAUGAUCAAUGGACCUGGAAGCAGUUUCGUAUGAAAAUACGUAAAUUCAUGUCCAUACCAGAGCAGUUUAACAAAUAUUUAGAAAAGAAAAAUAUGAAACCGGGUGAAAAACUGCCUUGGACAGAGUAUGAUUCCGAUAGUGAAUGGAGAUAAGCUACUAUAAAAGAUUGUUAUGUAGAAUAAGGUAUCUUAAUUAAGCAAACAAUAAAACUAUAUACAAUGGUAAAUACUGGUAUUUUAUCAUAAAAGUA